Pistacia vera is the source of this 1545-nucleotide messenger RNA. RefSeq names its product beta-glucosidase 44-like. The transcript is spliced from 10 exons. Gene Ontology annotation, biological process: carbohydrate metabolic process. NCBI's taxonomy places the organism in Eukaryota, Viridiplantae, Streptophyta, Magnoliopsida, Sapindales, Anacardiaceae. The coding region runs from base 1 to 1545 and encodes 514 amino acids. The record is from RefSeq and is a predicted model, not a curated record. Gene Ontology annotation, molecular function: beta-glucosidase activity.
AUGAAGUCUUCUUCUUUGUUUAGUUUGGUUCUUGCUUUCUUGGCCAUUGUUUACGUUUCAAAUGCAUUAAAAGUUGACUGCACUGACGAUGCAAAUUUAGAUUGCAGCGAUGGAUUUGACACGGGAGGAUUGAGCAGGAAGGCUUUUCCACAGGUGUUUCAGUUUGGAACUGCAACUUCUGCAUAUCAAGUUGAAGGCAUGGCCUCUAAGGACGGAAGAGGACCCAGCAUUUGGGAUCCUUACGUUCAAGUUCCAGGACAUAUUAAAGGCAAUGCCACUGGUGAAGUUAGCGUUGAUCAGUAUCACCAUUACAAGGAAGAUAUUGACCUCAUGGUAAAGCUUAAUUUUGAUGCAUACCGGUUUUCAAUUUCCUGGUCCAGGAUCUUCCCAAAGGGAACUGGGGAAGUGAAUCAGCUGGGAAUUGAUUACUACAAUAGAUUGAUUGACUACAUGCUUGAGAGAGGGAUUACUCCAUACGCAAAUCUUUAUCAUUAUGAUAUGCCAUUAGCUCUUCAGGAAAAGUAUAAUGGUUUGCUGCGUUGUGAUGUUGUGAAGGACUAUGCGGAUUAUGCAGACUUUUGCUUCAAAACAUUUGGGGACAGAGUUAAGAACUGGUUCACAUUUAAUGAACCAAGAGUUAUUGCAGCUCUCGGUUUCGAUAAUGGCUUAAAUCCUCCUUCAAGGUGUUCGAAAGAAGUUGGAAAUUGUACUGCUGGAGACUCCGGAACUGAACCUUAUAUUGCUGCACAUAAUAUGAUUUUAGCUCAUGCGGCUGCAGUUGAAAGAUAUCGCGAAAAUUACCAAAAAGAACAAGGUGGAAGGAUUGGAAUUCUCUUGGAUUUUGUUUGGUAUGAACCUCUGACUAGAUCAAAAGCUGACAAUUAUGCAGCUCAAAGAGCAAGAGAUUUCCACAUUGGAUGGUUUUUGCAUCCGAUUACAUAUGGCGAGUAUCCGAGAACAAUGCAAGAACUUGUUAAAGACAGGCUUCCAAAGUUUACAGAAGCAGAAGUUCAAAUGGUGAAGGGUUCCAUUGAUUAUGUUGGUAUUAAUGUGUAUACUGGCUACUACAUGAUGGAUCCUCCAUGGCCUCAGUCCAACAUCACAAGUUAUCAGAAUGAUUGGAAUGUCGGUUUCUCUUUUGAACGCCACGGAAAGCCAGUCGGUCCAUUGGCAUAUUCUGGGUGGCUUUAUAUUGUACCUUGGAGUAUGUAUAAGUGUUUGACAUAUGUAAAAGAGCAUUAUGGAAACCCAACCAUGAUUCUUUCGGAAAAUGGUAUGGACCAACCAGGCAAUACGACAUUCCCAGAAGUAUUACAUGACAACAUAAGGAUAAAUUACUACAAAGACUAUAUAUCAUCUAUGAAGAAGGCUAUCGCUGAUGGAGCUAAUGUUAUCGGCUACUUUGCCUGGUCGUUGCUUGACAAUUUUGAAUGGGUGUCAGGAUAUACUUCUCGAUUUGGCAUUGUCUAUGUUGACUACGAUACUCUUAAGAGGUAUCCGAAGAUGUCUGCAUAUUGGUUCCAGCAAUGGCUAAAAAAGGAUUAA